AUGGCAGCGUCCGGCCGCGUCGGCGCAGAGGCCUCGGGCAUAGACGCCGCCGCCGGCCCCGGCGCAAGGCCAUCCAUGUCUCGUCGGCGGUCCGACUCCAUCGACGGGCUCUCGCCGACCUGGGCGCGCACCAGCGGCGAUGGCGAGCUUGAGAACGAGCCCCUCAUGGACCCUAACCUGCCGGAUGACGAGUUCGAGCUCAUGGACCGCUCACGCCCCGACGAGGACGGCCUGCUCGCCGACGACGAGCUCAAGGUGCCCGGGCAGGAUGCCGAGCUAUCUGGCCAGCAAGAGGACUCGCCCUACCCCGAGGUCCGCGCCGCCAUCCGCAACUACGAUGAGGACCUCGCCUGCAACACGGUCCGCGCCUGGGUCAUUGGCCUGUCCCUCGUCGUCGUCGGCGCCUCCAUGAACACCCUCUUCUCCCUCCGCCAGCCCUCCAUCUCCAUCGGCUCACUCGUCGGUCAGAUCAUCGCCUGGCCCCUCGGCCACGCCUGGGCACGCUUCCUGCCCGACGCCCGCUUCAACACCCUCGGCCUGCGCUGGCGCCUCAACCCGGGUCCCUUUACCGUCAAGGAGCACAGCGUCAUCGGCGUCAUGGCCAGCGUCUCCUUUUCCGUCGCCUACUCCACCGACAUUAUCCUCGCCCAGCUCGUCUUUUACAAGCAAAAUUUUGGCCUCCCCUUUCAGCUCCUCCUCACCAUCUCGACGCAGUCCAUCGGCUACGGCAUUGCCGGUGUCAUGCGCAAAUUCCUAGUGUAUCCGGCAUCCAUGAUUUGGCCCGGCAUCCUUGUCGCCGUCACGCUCAUGAAUGCCAUGUAUGAGCAAAACGACCUGCCCAACCCGUCCAUCGUCGGAGGCUCCAUGCCCCGGUUCCGCUGGUUCCUCGUCGUCACCGUCGCCUCCUUCUUCUACUACUUCAUCCCCGGCUUCCUAGCCCAGUGCCUGAGCGUCUUUGCCUUUGCCACCUGGAUCGCCCCGCAGAGCGCCGUCGUCAACCAGCUCUUUGGCGGCACCACUGGCCUGUCGCUCGUGCCCAUCACCUUUGACUGGACCCAGAUCGCUGGCUGGGUCGGCUCGCCUCUGAUCCCUCCUUGCGCCAGGUACGCCAUUGCCAACGUCUUGAUCGGCGUCGCCCUCUUCUACGUCGUCGGCUCAUCGGUACUGCACUACUCGGGCGCGUGGUACGCCCAGUUCCUGCCCAUGAGCGACGCCAACACGUACGACAACACGGGCCAGCCAUACAACACCACGCGCGUCCUCAACCCCGACUUCACCCUCAACGAGCAGGCGUACAAGGACUAUUCCCCGCUCUUCAUCAGCACGACUUUUGCCAUUGCAUACGGACUCGCGUUUGCGUCCAUCUCGUCGCUUAUCGUCCAUACCUUUCUGCACUACCGCAAGCAGAUCUGGAGGCAAUACAAAAACAGCACCGGCGAGAAGCCCGACAUCCACAUGAAGCUCAUGAGCAAGUAUGACGAGGCCCCGACCUGGUGGUACAUGUCUCUCUUUGCCACCAUGCUCGUGUUGGGGCUUUACACCGUCCUGGCGUAUCCCACCCAGCUCUCCUGGUGGGCGUUUCUGCUGGCCGUGGCCAUCUCCUACGGGUUCGCCUUGCCCAUCGGCAUCAUCGAGGCCGUGACCAACAACCAGAUCGGCCUGAAUGUCCUCACCGAGUUUGUCUACGGCUACAUCCAGCCGGGCAGGCCGUUGGCCCUGAUGAUGAACAGUUUCAAAACCUUUGGUUUCAUCACAAUGUCGCAAGCGCUGCGGUUCAUCUCGGACCUCAAGUUUGGUCACUACAUGAAGAUUCCACCGAGGACCAUGUUUUGGGCUCAAGUUGUCGCCACGACGCUGUCGUGCUUUGUCCAGGUCGCCGUACUUAACCUGGCCAUUGGCGGCAUAGACAACAUCUGCGACACCCAGCAGCGGGACCGCUUCACCUGUCCCGGCGGCCGCGUCUUCUUUUCCGCAUCCGUCAUCUGGGGCCUCAUCGGCCCCGACCGCAUGUUCUCCCCCGGACGCAUCUACUCGGGCCUCUUCAUCUUCUUCAUCCUCGGCGCCGUCACCCCCGUCGCCAUCUACUACGCCGCCAAGCGGUAUCCCAGGUUGCCGCUGCGGUACCUCAUGGCACCGCUCAUCUUUGGCGGCGCCGGCGCCAUCCCGCCCGCCACGCCGCUCAACUUCUUCUCGUGGGGGCUCGUUGGCUUCAUCUUCCAGUACUGGAUCAAGAACCGCCACGCUGCGUGGUGGAGCCGCCUCAACUUCCUCACCUCGUGCGGCCUCGACCUCGGCCUUGCCAUUGGUACCUUGUUCGUCUUCUUCGCCUUUUCCAUGCAUGGCGUCGAGCCGCCUCAGUGGUGGGGGAACACCAUCGUCGCCACCACCAUGGACGUCCAGGGCACAGCGGUGAGGGCAAAGGUGGAGGCAGGCCAGCAUUUUGGCCCCGAGUUGUGGUAG
This is a messenger RNA of Hirsutella rhossiliensis, 2460 nucleotides long. RefSeq names its product OPT oligopeptide transporter protein. The record is from RefSeq and is a predicted model, not a curated record. The coding region runs from base 1 to 2460 and encodes 819 amino acids. Lineage: Eukaryota; Fungi; Ascomycota; Sordariomycetes; Hypocreales; Ophiocordycipitaceae. Gene Ontology annotation, molecular function: oligopeptide transmembrane transporter activity. The transcript has 8 exons. Gene Ontology annotation, biological process: transmembrane transport.